GAGCAAAGCAAGCAAAGACUACUGCACUGCUCUACUACUGCUCUCUCUCUCUCUACUAUCUGACACGGGAUAAACGAAGCUUUCUAGAGAGAGAGAUAGAGGGGGGAAUCGAAGCCUAACCGUCUCAGAUAUUCUGUUUCUGUUAUUUUUCCGGCAAAGAUGAUAGCUUACCUGGAGUGCUUCGUCUCCGAAUCGAGGCCUGACGACGGCGUUUCGAGCCUCUCCAAGGCGCUGGGCCUCCAGGGCACCGUCGCCGACUUUGGCGGCGAAGCCGGCAGAGACUUCGGCGGAAUGAAGUCGUUCCCGCCGCUGGCUUUCAUCAGGCCGGCCGGCGCCGACGACGUGGCGAGGGUGGUGAAGGCGGCGGCGAGGUCCUCGAAUCUGACGGUGGCGGCGCGGGGGAACGGCCACUCGAUCAACGGCCAGGCGAUGGCGGAUCGAGGCCUCGUCCUGGACAUGCGUUCGUUGGCGGAGCAUUUCCGGGUUGUGAGGGCCAGCGACGGUUCCGUAUACGCUGACGUGUCGGGAGGGGCAUUAUGGGAAGACGUGCUGAAACGGUGCGUUUUCGAGUACCGGAUGACGCCGCGGUCGUGGACUGAUUACUUGAGCUUAACGGUGGGCGGGACGUUGUCCAACGCGGGCGUCAGCGGUCAGGCUUUCCGUUACGGUCCACAAACGUCGAACGUUACGGAGUUAGAAGUCGUUACGGGGAAGGGAGAAAUUUUUAACUGCUCCGAAACGGAAAACUCGGAGCUGUUUUUCGGCGCACUCGGCGGACUCGGUCAGUUCGGUAUCAUCACCAGAGCUAGGGUUCUUCUGCAACCUUCCCCGGACAUGGUGAGAUGGAUAAGGUUGGUGUACACCGAGUUUGACGACUUCACUCGGGACGCCGAGUUGCUGGUGACUCGGCACGACGACGGCGGCGACUCGUUUGACUACGUGGAAGGCUUCGCAUUCGUCAACAGCAACAACCCGGCGGACGGGCGUCCCUCGGUGCCGCUGGAUCCGCAGGAGACAUUCGACCCGGGCCAUCUCCCCCCAACGUCCGGGCCAAUCCUCUACUGCCUCGAACUCGCUCAUCACUACCGCAACACCGACCGCCCCUCAACUGUCGAUACGGGCGUGAACGGAUUGCUUGGAGGCCUCGGAUUCGUUGAGGAGCUGAAGUUCCAACUGGACCUCAGCUACGUCGAGUUUUUAUUGCGUGUGAAGCGCGCAGAGGAACACGCCAAGGCGAAUGGAAUAUGGGACGCUCCUCACCCUUGGUUGAAUAUGUUUGUGUCGAAAUCAGAUAUUGCUGAUUUCGAUCGGACGGUGUUUAAGAAGAUCCUCAAGGAUGGGAUCGGAGGGCCCAUGCUUGUCUACCCUCUCCGGCGAAGCAAGUGGGAUACUCGUACAUCUGUGGUGCUACCAGAAAGCGAAAUCUUCUACAUAGUGGCAUUGCUACGCUUCACUCCACCAUACCCAAAAGGCCCCUCCGCCGAGAAUCUGGUGGCCCAAAACCAAGAAAUAAUACAAUACUGCACCAGAAAAGGGUUCGAUUUCAAGCUGUAUCUGCCUCACUAUCGAUCCCAGGAGGAUUGGAAGCGACAUUUCGGAAGUGAUCAAUGGUCAAGAUUCGUGGAGCGGAAGACGUGCUUCGAUCCAAUGGCCAUCCUUGCUCCUGGACAGAAAAUCUUCUCGAGGGUUCCUCAACCCUAGCUUUAGUUGAAUAAAUAGUCAUUGUCGAUGGUUCAGUCCAAUGUAAUUUUGUUGUCAUCUAUUUUUCUUUUUUCUUAUUGGCUUGAUUAGUUUCUACUGGUGGGUCAGCACCCUUGUUGUCAAUCGACAAUCGACAAAGAAUCUGUUGGAGCAAUUUAAUGUAAAGAAAUAGUUUUGAACAAAAAAUUUUGGUCAUC
Molecule: messenger RNA, 1898 nt
Organism: Pyrus x bretschneideri (Chinese white pear)
Lineage: Eukaryota; Viridiplantae; Streptophyta; Magnoliopsida; Rosales; Rosaceae
Product: cytokinin dehydrogenase 7
Exons: 4
Coding region: 160-1701 (513 amino acids)
Biological process (GO): cytokinin metabolic process
Molecular function (GO): FAD binding; cytokinin dehydrogenase activity
Source: RefSeq, a predicted model, not a curated record